GGUGACCGUGACCAAUACAAAACAAAGAGAGAGAGAGAGAGAGAGAGAGAGAGAGAGAGAGGAGCUUUUUGGGAGAGAAAAAUGUCGCAAGCAGAGGAAGACAAGAAGCCCAGCGGCGAUCAAGUUCACAUCAAUCUCAAAGUCAAAGGCCAGGAUGGGAAUGAGGUCUUUUUCAGAAUCAAAAGAAGCACUCAGCUAAAAAAACUGAUGAAUGCUUAUUGUGACAGGCAGUCAGUUGAUUUCAAUUCAAUUGCCUUCUUGUUUGAUGGUCGUCGUCUUCGUGGGGAGCAGACUCCGGAUGAGCUGGAGAUGGAAGAUGGUGAUGAAAUUGAUGCAAUGUUGCAUCAAACUGGAGGCACAACUCUCUGAAUCUUCUCCCCUUUGUUAAUGGACAUAUUAGUAUGUGUUUUCAUGAUUCUGAACUUUAAUGGGACGGGGUUUUGUAACUCUACGACCCAUAUAAUGUAAUGAAUAUGACCUUGCUUACUUAACUUGCUCCAACUAGGUUGAACUUUAUCUUACUGUUCUCCUACAAGAAAAUCAUGAAAUCCGUCUCCUUUUAGCUUUCUCUAUCACUAGUUGGAAUAAUAGAAGUUGAGAUAUUUGUUUGUUA
This is a messenger RNA of Nicotiana attenuata, 613 nucleotides long. RefSeq names its product small ubiquitin-related modifier 1-like. Gene Ontology annotation, cellular component: nucleus. The transcript has 3 exons. NCBI's taxonomy places the organism in Eukaryota, Viridiplantae, Streptophyta, Magnoliopsida, Solanales, Solanaceae. Gene Ontology annotation, molecular function: ubiquitin-like protein ligase binding; protein tag activity. The record is from RefSeq and is a predicted model, not a curated record. Bases 82 to 369 code for a protein of 95 amino acids. Gene Ontology annotation, biological process: protein sumoylation.